Molecule: messenger RNA, 1419 nt
Organism: Desarmillaria tabescens
Lineage: Eukaryota; Fungi; Basidiomycota; Agaricomycetes; Agaricales; Physalacriaceae
Product: NADP-dependent oxidoreductase domain-containing protein
Exons: 7
Coding region: 1-1104 (367 amino acids)
Source: RefSeq, a predicted model, not a curated record
AUGUCUCUCUUCCAACCUGCCAACGACCCUCCUACCAAGCUCGGUAUCUAUCGCGUCCUGUCCUCUCGCGCAGGUGUGAGGGUGUCUCCUUUGGCCCUCGGCGCCAUGAGCAUCGGUGACAAAUGGGACGCGUUCGGUAUGGGCUCGAUGAAUAAGGAGUCUAGCUUCAAGCUUCUGGACGCGUAUUUUGAUAUGGGAGGAAACUACAUCGAUACUGCGAAUAACUAUCAAGAUGAGACAUCCGAACAAUUCAUUGGCGAAUGGACAGAGAAGCGAGGAAUACGGGAUCAAUUGAUUAUUGCGACGAAGUACACUUCCCACUUCAAGCGUGGAAAUGACGCUAUCGCGCAGAAGGUCAACUACGUAGGCAACAGUACCAAGUCUAUGCACCUCAGCGUCGAAGCGAGUCUCAAAAAACUCCGAACCUCGUACAUCGAUAUUCUCUACCUUCAUUGCCUUCACAACCUCGUCGCAGCGCGAAAGGUCCUCUACCUCGGGAUCUCCGACACUCCCGCAUGGGUUGUCUCCCAAGCCAACCAGUACGCCAUUGAUCACGGAAAGACACCCUUCGUCAUCUACCAGGGUAAAUGGAAUAUUUUGGACCGCUCGUUGGAGCGCGAGAUCGUUCCCAUGGCCAAGUCUCUGGGUAUGGCGAUCUCUCCAUGGUGUGUAAUUGCGGAAGGGAAGCUUCGGACGGACGCAGAGGAGCAGCAGCGUCGGGAGACGGGAGAGAAGGGACGUAUGAUGUUUGGAGAUUGGCAACGUACCGAGGUUGAGGUGAAGGUUUGUAAGGCGUUGGAGAAGGUAGCAGCCGAGGUUGGCGUCGGGUCCAACAUCAGGGCGGUUGCGAUCGCGUACUUGAUGCACAAAACACCUUACGUCUUCCCAAUUCUCGGAGGCCGGAAAGUGGAACACCUCAAGGCGAACUUAGCGGCGCUGGAUGUUUCGUUGUCUAAGGAGCAGAUGGAUUACUUGGAUAGCGUUGUGCCUUUUGAUCCUGGGUUCCCGACGACAAUGAUUGGCGACGGAAGCAAUUACAAUAUCUUCCUCGCGUCGACUGCGAAGAUGGCGAAGCUACCGGCUUUGCAACCUAUCAAGCCUUGAUCAUCUGUUAAUCAAUUGUUGCUCUGAAUGUUCCCGGUUUUCGUAUAGCUAUCCAAGAUAUACGUGUUUGUGCAACGAAAUUCAAUUAUAGUGGCAGCAAUCAAAUUUAUCCAUAGGUUUCGUUACGUUCACUGUAUUAACCAUUGGAUAGGAUGUUACAUCAUAGUCUGGAUGCAUAUCAUGUAAAUGUUACUCGAAACUUUGCCUUCCAGCCUGUAGACCUUGAUGAAGAUUUCUGCUAUCAUCGUAAAUUUCAUGGAGUAGAGGCAACUAGUAGACGCAAGGGAGCAUAACAUCAGUUCAUUGGCGUAUACC